Porites evermanni is the source of this 1333-nucleotide messenger RNA. The record is from the annotation of a GenBank genome assembly. NCBI's taxonomy places the organism in Eukaryota, Metazoa, Cnidaria, Anthozoa, Scleractinia, Poritidae.
AGAUACUACAGAGAAAGAAGAGAAAAAGUUGGCAACAUGUCUUCGUUCAACAGCUGGCUUAUUUUUGUUACUCUGCUUUUUAAAAUUUUCUUUUACCAAUCCUUAUUCGCAGGAUACAAUUCAAGCUAUCCACCCUCAGGUGAGUUUUUACAUCAGGUAAAUUUAUUUUACCGUCGUCACCAAAAUGACACAUGGCCGGGUGUUUUGCUUUCGCUGAAAGGAAAGCGCACUUAACAAGUGGAAUAAAAAUUUCAGCGUCGCAGUUAUCUUUCAAAAUGAAAAUGAACUGAUAAACUAUAUCCCAUUUGGUUUAGAUAUAAACGCAUGGCAUACACCAGAGAAAACAGAAUUAUUACCUUCCUAGUCACAAGGCAUUUCGCAGAUAUUUUUCAUUGAUAUUUUUCAUGUCAGCCUAAAAUUAAAAGCCAGUUCUUCAGUUUUAAAGCAUUUUAAGGAAACUGUAAACUUGCCAAUUGCUUUUUGAAAUGCACCUCCUCACCUUCCCAAUUUUUCCGAUAUCAUAAAAAUGUCGAGAGAGUUUGUCCCAUGAUCCAUUAUGUUUUAUGACUCUUUCGUACGUCCCGUCUAUGUAUCUAUUAGAAACAUUAGUGUACCAUUUUACCAAAUUUAAUCCGGAAAAGAAGAGAACUGGAUUUAUCGGGUAAAAGGAUUAACGUAGAAGAUAAAGAUAUUUUUAAUGCUUAUCCCUUUCCGGUCCUCUAGUCGGACAAAUUAUAACGUACCUUGACUACUGACAUCAUGCUGCAAUAUAGCCAUAGUAAAAAAAAAAUGGAAUAAUGAUGUGUCAUAACGAGCCUUCCACACCCUUUGUAGUACUUUGAAGAUCGCCCUACCAUUACGGACAGGACAAUUCUUUGACAUGUUUUGACAAGGUUCCACAACUUGUUUUAACUUUGAUUGGUCUCAUAUCAAUGCAGGACCAAUUAAAACCCCCAAUGUUUGAAGGCGGAAUCGUAUUUUUGAAACUUAAGGUUUUGUUGAAACCUUCUCCUGCCUUAAACAUUUUGCACUGGUUCUGUAAUAAGUAGAACCUAACUUGUCCCACAAAAUUGGAUAAAACAGCCAGGUAAGAGAAUUAAAUCAAAAAUUCCUUAAUUUUGGAUAAACAUAAUUCAGUUUGCAUCAGCUUGUUUUCAGCGAGUUUUUUUAUACUCACUUUUUUCUGGGUCUAAUUUCGUUCUUAUUUGCGUUAUGCCAAGUGCUAGACUGCAAUUUUGACGACUCUACGUUUUGCGAAUGGGCAAAUGACAACUCUGAAAGAUCGAAGUUUAACUGGACUUUACAGUCAGGGCAAACACCAAGUUUGAGAACA